This is a messenger RNA of Mya arenaria, 3393 nucleotides long. Its product is annotated as zinc finger protein 500-like. Gene Ontology annotation, molecular function: RNA polymerase II cis-regulatory region sequence-specific DNA binding; DNA-binding transcription factor activity, RNA polymerase II-specific. Lineage: Eukaryota; Metazoa; Mollusca; Bivalvia; Myida; Myidae. Gene Ontology annotation, biological process: regulation of transcription by RNA polymerase II. The coding region runs from base 145 to 1182 and encodes 345 amino acids. The transcript has 5 exons. Gene Ontology annotation, cellular component: nucleus. The record is from RefSeq and is a predicted model, not a curated record.
UUGAGAUAAAGAAAAAAUGGCGGUUGUGAAAAUGUGCAUAAAUUGCAAAAUAAUUUGAUAAAUAAUUCAAGAAGUUCUGCAAACCAACACACAGGUACCAGCCAAUAUUGAAGUAGCUGAACAAUACAAUAAACUAUUGGGACAAUGGUUACCCCAGAUAUGGAUGUGAUUAAGGAGGUGCCUGGCUACAAGGUCAUCCUGAAAGCCGUUCUAAGAGCACAGAUACAACAGCUGAUUGAACAGCUGGCCGUUACAACUGAUGAAGAGUCGAUCAUCUUAACAGCGAGCGUCGCUGACGGCACCCUGAGUCAUCUUGGUUCUGACUCGGCAAAAGGCUUUCUCGAGGAAAAUGAGGAAGUUAAAUCGCAGUUCCUCGGCUUUUGUUUAAAAAGUCACCAUAAACGAAAACAAGAAGAAGAGCAGAAAAAGCGUGACGAGGAGAUCAGAAAAGCCGAAGCUGAGGCCCUACAACAGCAACAGGCCUACCAACAAUCGAUCCGGUACAUGUCGCCCCAAACCGGCGUGCCCAGAAUGCGGCAGCAGUUCAGAACACCGGGAGGUGGGGUCAGACAUCAGCCCUACCCCCUCACGCGCCCAAUCAGGGCAUCUUCAUCGCCUAUUCAUUCACCAUUGCAGUCCCCCAUUAAAUCUGCGGUCAAGCUUGAGCCUCAGGAUGAAUCAUCGAACCUUAGUGGCAGUGACACUGGAAUUAGUGGUGCUAGAAAUCCUAAUGAUGACACAACUUCAGAAUCUGGUCAGGAUGGGCAGGGUGGCUCAGGUGACAAUGCACAGGGAGCUGGUGACAUGAGUAUUAAACUUGAAGACAUUGAUGAAUCAGAGUUAGAUGAACUUGAAAUUACGGGUGUUGAACCUGGUCAGCCCAUGCCCCCGGCGCAAGAUUGGAGUUCUAACAUGCCCAUGGGAAUGGGCUUCGAUCCGUCAGGCGGGGCGUCCGGUUCUCAGGCAGAUAUGGCGGCUCAGCAGGGAUACAGUUCAAUUGGUGGAUUAAAAAUGUACAUGUGUGUGCUGUGCGGCAAAUCCUUCCCGACCCCGUCAAAGUUAGACGCCCAUGCUGUCGUGCACACGGGAGAGAGACCAUACACAUGUGAUAUAUGUCAACGAUCUUACACACACUGUAGUUCACUGAAUAAACAUCGAAAAAUUAUUCAUAAGAUAGUAUAAUGAUAAAGUAUUUGGUAUAUGAUUUUUGAUUUGAAACAAGUAAAGAUUUGGGAGUUAUAAUUAAAUUUCUUCAUAUGCAAACGUUCUGCAAUGUAUGUUAUAGUACAUCACCCACCAUCUGAGUUACUGAAGUUAUAUACAGUCUUACCCUGUUGGGAUGUAAAGCACCAAUUUUUUUCUUCUGAAUGUAACCAUUCUGGCUUGCCUGUAAUUUCCCGAGGCUCAAUAUUUUUUCACAUAUCCAUCAGAGUUUGAGCCAAUAGGAUUGGACUGUACGAGUGUAAAGCUCGAGAGAUGUACAAUUUCGUUCAUGAACGUUUGGUGUAGUGACUGUUUUGUACCAUAUUUAUGCCCCCCUUCGAAGAAGAGGGGUAUAUUGCUUUGCACAGGCAUGUCGGUAUGUCGGUCGGUCGGUCGGUCGGUAGACCAAAGCUUGUCCGAGUGAUAACUCAACAAUUCCUAGACGUAUGGUCAUCAAACUUCACAUGAAUGUUGGGCCUGACCAGUAGAUGACCCCUAUUGAUUUCGGGGGUCAUCGGGUCAAAGGUCAAGGUCACAGUGACCUUUAAUAGUAAAAUAAUUUUAAAGCUUGUCCGAGUGAUAACUCAACAAUGCCUGCACCCAUGGCCCUCAAACUUGACAUGGAGGUUGGGCCUGACCAGUAGAUGACCCCUAUUGUUUUUGGGGGUCAUCAGACCAAAGGUCAAGGUCACAGUGACCUUGAAUGGUAAAAGGUUGUCCGAGUGAUAACGUGACAAUGCCUGCACCCAUGACCCUCAAACUUGACUUGGAGGUUGGGCCUGACCAGUAGAUGACCCCUAUUGAUUUUAGGGGUCAAAGGUCAAGGUCACAGUGACCUUGAAAGCAAACUCGACAAUUCUUGGACCUAUGGUCAUCGAACUUGACAUGAAAGUUGGGCCUGCCCAGUAGAUGACCCCUAUCGACUUUGGGGGUCAUCAGGCCAAGGUCAAUGUCACAGUAACCUUUAACGCAAAAAGUUAACAAAUCUUCCCCCACUGAUAUCUCAACAAUGCCUGAACCUAUGAUCAUUAAACUUGACAUGGAUGUUAAGCCUGACCAGUAGAUUCAUAGAGCCAAAGGUCAAGGUCACAGUGAUCUUGAAUGGUAAAAGGUUGUCCGAAUGAUAACUCAACAGUGCCUGAACCCAUGGCCUUCAAACUUAACUUGGAGUUGCAUCUGACUUGUAGAUGACCCCUUAUGAUUUAAGGGGUCAUCGGGUCAAAGGUCAAGGUCACAGUGACCUUGAACGAAAAAACUUGUCUUGUGAUAACUUGACAAAGCCUGCACCCAUGGCCCUCAAACUUGACAUUUAGGUUUCUGGUGACCAGCUGAUGACUCUGGAUUUUGAGUUCAUAGAGUCAAAGGUCAUGACGGUCAUAACACACUUUAUCCUCACACUUUAAUGGUCAUAAUCUUAAAACAGCAACAAAUCAGCUGUCAUUUCGGUCCAUGCAUAUUUCAUUCAAUUGUCCAUAUAAUCCUGACAACAUGGCGCUCAGGGGGGGCAUAAUGUUUGACAAACAUCUCUUGUUUGAUAUUAAAUCAUGCAAUAAGUAGCAUGUGUAUAUUGAAAUAUUUUUGUAAUUUAAUUACAUAUUUUUUAUUGCAUAGCAUUACUUGUCACUGUUCUGAUACGAGAUAUAAUGCAUAAAACAAAACAAAGAAAACUCUCACUAAUGUGGUUAAACAGAUACCUUCAAAAUGAUACACACAUAAAAUAAGCAAAUAAUGACUUGUCUACACUGUCCAUUGUUUUGAAAUCUUCUGUAUGUUUUUAUUACAUAAAGUUACUUUCUGGAUUUUAAUUAUUUUUUUCAUUAUUCCAUGAUAUAAAAUUCAAGUUUAUCAAAAAAAAUAUUUCCAUCAACAUUUAAGUCCCAGUGUGUAUAUAUAUGAGUGCACCGAUAAGUCAUGAUCAGAAUGCAUCAGCUGCCUUGCAUACUUCUAAUACUUUAAUUUGUCAUAACUUGAGUAAUUUACGAUUCAUUGUUUACUGAUGAGAUUUCAUUUGUUGAUAAUACAUAACACUUUUCUACAAACUCAUAAUUUAUUGCAUUCACUAUGUUAUUGUGUUACACUUCGUAAUGUCAUUGUGUUUUGCUUCAUAAUGUUAUCAUGUUACGCUUCGUAAUGUCAUUGUGUUAUGCUUCAUAAUGUCAUCAUGUUACACUUCAUAAUGUCAUCAUGUUA